This is a messenger RNA of Gadus morhua (Atlantic cod), 3054 nucleotides long. RefSeq names its product sphingosine-1-phosphate phosphatase 1a (gene sgpp1a). Bases 485 to 1813 code for a protein of 442 amino acids. Gene Ontology annotation, biological process: sphingosine metabolic process. Gene Ontology annotation, molecular function: sphingosine-1-phosphate phosphatase activity. The transcript has 3 exons. Gene Ontology annotation, cellular component: endoplasmic reticulum membrane. The record is from RefSeq and is a predicted model, not a curated record. Lineage: Eukaryota; Metazoa; Chordata; Actinopteri; Gadiformes; Gadidae.
UGCGCCAGAAGAAGACGAUUAGGAAGAGGUGGCAAGGAAAAACGGGAAGCGGCAGGGAGACCAUCACGAAGACGGCUGUGUGGUGCAGUUUAGGGUUUGACGCUAAUUCGCACGGCAAUGAUUAACUUCUCUGAACUUUGGAAGCCGGUGAUCUACACACUCCGGCGUUCAACUUCCUGCUGACAUCCUUUCCGUUACGUUUAAAAGUCCGAUAACCGAUCGCCGAACGCACAGCGCGGUCUGCAUAGAAACACCUGGAUGGUUUCCCGAAUAUCUCGUGAUCGGCUUAAUGUUAGUGUGAUAUUGCAUCUGUGAAUGAUGCUCGGUUGUAUUGGCACUGAGCUCCUGAUAGGCAGUGACUGAUCCCCGUGUGCAGCCUACUUUAAUUCGGCCGGGCUUUUACGGAGACGAUGGGGGCUAACUGCAUGUCGAAGUAGACUGGUUUAAACGUUUUCUAUACACCCACCGCUUUAAACCUUUAGACAUGGCAUUCGGAGCGAUGUUUAUCCGGCUAUGCAACUACCUCCAAGACCCGAGCCUUGUGGCAGGGUUUCAGAAGCUGUGCGGCGUUCAGGGGACCUUCUCGGAGAAACCGAGUGAUUCGGGGGACAAACUUUCAAGUGGUGCGAGUGCGAACGAUGAUGGGGGAACACGGGAAUAUCCCAGGCAAAGAAACCACUCGGACCCGGAGGAAAACCGGUCCAGGGACUUGGGUAACGGGUCAGCGGCGCUGCGGUCAAGGGAAGCCGGGGAUGAGAUGCAGGCCGCCGGCUGCGGGGGUUCAGCAGAUACCGCGAGAGCCAAGCCGCUCCGGAAGAACUCUCUGACAGGGGAUGUUGGCAACGAGUUCAUCAUCAACAACAAGUUUCUGUUUUAUUUAUUCACGUUUGGAACCGAGCUGGGCAACGAGAUGUUUUUCAUCGUCUUUUUCCCCUUCGUGUUCUGGAACAUCGACCCCCUGGUCAGUCGGAGGCUUAUUAUUGUUUGGGCCUGGAACCUCUUCAUCGGACAGUCAACCAAAGACUUGGUUCGCUGGUCGCGGCCAGCCUCCCCACCUGUGGUGAAGGUGGAGGUGUUUUACAACUCUGAGUACAGCAUGCCGUCCACGCAUGCCAUGACCGGGACGGCUAUGUCGUUCUCUCUGUUCAUGCUUUCGUAUGGACGUUGGGAGUAUUCUUUCAGCUUUGGUCUGACGGCGGCCCUCAGCUGGAGUCUGCUGGUCUGUGUGAGCAGAGUCUACAUGGGGAUGCAUUCUGUACUGGAAGUGAUCACGGGCUUCCUCUACAGCCUCCUCAUCCUGGCGGCCAUGCAGCCCAUGCUGGACAGCAUCGACGGCUUCUACGCCGCCAGCCCGUCGGCGCCGCUCGCCAUCGUGCUCUCCCACGUGGGCAUGGGCCUGCUGGCCUUCAGCCUGGACUCCUGGAGCACCUCGCGCGGGGACACGGCCCAGGCCCUGGGCACGGGCGUGGGCACCGCGCUGGGCACCCACGUCAACCACCGGCUGGGUCUCCUGACGGACGUGCCGCUGUCCGCCCUGCCCCUGGCCAUGCCCUCCGUGGGGGCGGGCCUCGUGGGGCGCUCCCUGGCGCGCUUCGUCCUGGGCGUGGCGGUGCUGCUGGUGUGCCGCAUGGCGAUGAAGGCCGUGACCAUCCCGGCGCUGUGCCGCGUGUUCGGCAUGCCGACGGGGGACGUGCGGCGCGCCCGGCAGCACAUGCGGGUGGAGCUGCCGUACCGCUACGUCGUGUACAGCGUGGUGGGCUUCUGCUGCGUGUGCGUGGUGCCCUUCGUCUUCAGCCUGGUGCACCUGGCCUGAGCGGGCAGUAAGCGAAACCAAAACCGCGCGACCGCUAGUGGUCAUUCUGGACGUUGGUGGGGGGAGGGGUGGGGGUGGGGGAGGGGUGGGGGGGGGUCCAGCCAAACCCAACCUAACCUGUGCGACCCUAGUGGUCUUUCUGGUAUUGGGAGGGGGAGGGUCAAGCCGAACCAAACCUGUGAGACCCCUAGUGGUCACUCUGGACGUUGGGGGGUGGGGGAGGGGUCCAGCCAAACCCAACCUAACCUGUGCGACCCUAGUGGUCUUUCUGGUAUUGGGAGGGGGAGGGUCAAGCCGAACCAAACCUGUGAGACCCCUAGUGGUCUCUCUGGACGUUGGGGUUGGGAGGGGGGUGGAGGGGGGAUUGAUACCACUGCUGGGGUCAAGGGAACCCACACGCACACACACACACACGUUUCUGUACCAAGAUAACAGUGUUUGGUUCCUGUUUGACCCCAACGGGCCGAUGCCUUUGUCACGGAGAGUUCUUCCCGUGGCUGACCAAUCUCUUGCCUCUCGACAAACAAGCAUGAAUAAGGGAAGCCUCUGAAAAAGCUUUGUAUUGUUGUACCGUGGUUAUGCUCGAGUGAGGGACAUGUUUAUACAGUAUCUUAACACACCAGAAUGUAUAUCCCACAAUAUCCCCCUGAAGUCCAGAGAAUGAGCAAAUGAAACGAGUGCAAUCUGGUUUGUUACUUUGGAUAUGCACAAAGUUAAAGGUAAGAGAUAAUCUUUUGGCACAUUGAACCUAAAUAGCAUUGGGUUCAUGUACCUGACAAUUUAUAUCAAUAGGUCUAACCUUUGUAUUCCUCUGAUAAGAGAUACCGAUUUGACAUUCAUCCCCUCACAAAGAUACAGCCCCCCCCCUAUUGCGUUAACAGUGCUCUUUGAGUCGUACAAAUAUACUACCUAGUGGUUUUUAUUGGAGUCAGCAUUGCUUUAAUGCUUUAAAAGCCUAUUUGCUGUGAUCAUGUAUUAUUUCUUUGCUUGUUUUAAUUUGUUUGGUUUUGCUAAUAUAUAUUAUUUAACUAUGCUGCACUAAUGACUAAUUAAUUGCAAUAUAAAACGUGUACAACGUAUAUCAAAAUGAACUUUAAUGUUUUUAAUUUACAUUCAGAAAUCCGAAUAAACUAAACUUUUUUCAGGCAUUAAGCUGAAUAACGUGAUUUUUAUACCCAUUUGUUUUCCUGGUGAUGACAAUUGAAUGCAUUGUUGGAAGAAAAUAAAUGCUUUCUUUCGGA